AUGACCCGAGAAACUAAUCAAACCCUCCCGGCAGAUAUGAAGGAAGCACACGAGCCUGCAGCCAAGUACAGAGGAGUACGCAAGCGAAAAUGGGGCAAAUGGGUGUCUGAAAUCCGCGAGCCAGGAAAGAAAACCCGGAUAUGGCUAGGAAGCUACGAGGCCCCCGAAAUGGCGGCCGCGGCCUACGAUGCUGCGGCAUUGCACCUCAGAGGACCAGGGGUGAUGCUUAACUUUCCUGAAAUGGUUGAUAGUCUUCCGAGGCUAGAGAGUUCGAGUCCCUCGGACGUGCAGUUGGCGGCUCAAGAGGCGGCAAUUAGGGGUGGGUUCGGUUCCGAACGCCCACCCCUAGCGGCAAUGAGGUUUAGGAGACUGCCAAUGGGGUCGGUUUCGACUGAGGUGGCUGGUGGCUCGAGUGGUGGCGCGGCGCCGGUGACGGUGGGACUAUCGCCGAGUCAAAUUCAGGCGAUUAAUGAGUCGCCAUUGGACUCGCCUAAGAUGUGGAUGCAGUACAUGUACAUGUCUCAUCGUGAUGAGGCUUUUUUUGUUCAGGAAGACAUGCCAUCGUCUAUGGGUUUCUAUGAUGAUCAUGAUGAUGGUUUGCAGCAUCAGUCCAUUUGGGACUCCUAGUUUAUUACUUUUCAUAUAUAAAUGACAAUGUCGUAAUUAACUAG
This is a messenger RNA of Rosa chinensis, 671 nucleotides long. Its product is annotated as ethylene-responsive transcription factor ERF022. Gene Ontology annotation, molecular function: DNA-binding transcription factor activity; DNA binding. The record is from RefSeq and is a predicted model, not a curated record. The coding region runs from base 1 to 627 and encodes 208 amino acids. NCBI's taxonomy places the organism in Eukaryota, Viridiplantae, Streptophyta, Magnoliopsida, Rosales, Rosaceae. Gene Ontology annotation, biological process: regulation of DNA-templated transcription. The transcript has 2 exons.